Molecule: messenger RNA, 456 nt
Organism: Oikopleura dioica
Lineage: Eukaryota; Metazoa; Chordata; Appendicularia; Copelata; Oikopleuridae
Source: the annotation of a GenBank genome assembly
AUGAUGUUUUAUUUACUGAUAGGAGGAAAUAUUUUAAUAUUCAUUAUUUUUUGGCUUGUUCGACUUUUUCAAAAAGAGAAUGAAGGAAUCUCUGAAGAAUCGACAGAAACAAACUUGAGUCUUCCGCCUGGAUUCGUGGUUGAAAGCCGGAGAAACUCGAUUUUGAGGAGGAAAUCUAUUGAUUUAUCCAAGGUGAUGGAUCAACAACUGGCCCUUCGGAUGCAAAAAUUACACAAGAAAUUUGCGAAACAAGCGACGGCGCAGCACGCUUUUGACCUCCCAAACAUCAUCCAUCAGCUGACUAAUGCCAAGGAUAACUUUUCCGCCAACCGCAAUUCUGUUCCUCCAGGGAUGCGAAAAUGGAGAAAAACAACGGGAACCCGAGGUUCAAUAAAUCUUCGUGCGCCAAAUUUUGAAGAAAAACUCGAUGGUAAGACCUUUAUUAGAGGCUUUUAA